AUGUGUGUGUGUUGUGCAGUGAACAAAAUGAUGCAUCUGUGCUUUAAAUUGUUUGGUAUCCAGAAAUCUCUCACUGUGGGAGGUAAGAUUCUAUUUUAUACGCCUUUUGUUCGAACUUUUCACGCAAACUCACAGUUAAAGAUUAGAGAUUCUAUUCGGCCAAGAAGAGCGAUGCUUUACGUUCCUGGACAUGAUCAGAAAAAAAUUGGAAAACUUAAUAGCAUCAAUGUAGAUUGCGCUGUGCUCGAUUGUGAAGAUGGGGUUGCGGCAAAUAUGAAAGCCGAUGCUCGUCGAAAUAUUUGCGAAAUGUUACAAACUUUUAAUUUUGGAAAGACAGAUUGUGCAGUUAGAAUUAAUUCAGUUGAAAGUGGAUUAGCUGAGGAGGAUUUGAUUGCUAUUUUAAAAAAUAACAAACUUCCUGAUACACUUGUGGUUCCUAAACUUGAUAAUCCUAGUCAAUUGAUGUGGCUGAACGAUGUGCUAAGAUCACAUUUACAACCUAAAAAAGAAUUCAAAAUGCUGAACUUAUUAUUUUUAGUAGAAAGUGCUAUUAGCUUAUUAAAUUUGCGGUCUCUUUGUGCAAAAGCCAUGGAACUAUCUCAGGAAGGUUUUUUUCGUUUGGAAGGUUUGAUCUUUGGAGCAGAUGAUUUUUGUGCUGAUAUUGGUGCUAACCGCAGUUCUGAUAGCCGUGAGCUUGUAACUUCACGACAAAUGUUUGUGAUUUAUGCUAAAGCAUUUAAAAUUCAAGCAAUUGAUAUGGUUCAUAUAAACUAUAAAGACUUAGAUAGUCUUAAAAAAUAUUCAGAAGAAGGUGCUAACAUGGGAUUUACUGGUAAACAAGUUAUACACCCAAUGCAAGUCCCUGUAGUACAAAAGGCUUUCUCGCCAUCAGAGGAAAAGAUUGAAUGGGCUACAGAACUAAUUAAAUUGUUUAAAAUACAUCAAAGUGAAGGCAAAGGAGCUUUUAUUUUUCGUGGAAAUGUAAUUGAUAAGCCCUUAUUACUCCAAGCCGAAUACAUUAUCAAAAUGUCGGACACAAAUAAAUAACGAACCAAUAUUUUUACUACAAAAGUAUUUUCUAUAUCAAUAUAUUGUUUGAUACAUUCUACGUUGCUGUUAAUUUCAAUAAAGAUAUAUUUUUCCAA
Parasteatoda tepidariorum (common house spider) is the source of this 1145-nucleotide messenger RNA. RefSeq names its product citramalyl-CoA lyase, mitochondrial. Gene Ontology annotation, molecular function: (S)-citramalyl-CoA lyase activity. Gene Ontology annotation, biological process: regulation of cobalamin catabolic process. The record is from RefSeq and is a predicted model, not a curated record. Lineage: Eukaryota; Metazoa; Arthropoda; Arachnida; Araneae; Theridiidae.